ACCAUCAAAGGAAACUUUCCUCAAGAAUUGCCUUAAUUUCACAAAUAAUUGCUUUUAAAAGCAAUUAAUAUGAUAAAUUUUUAGUUAAUUCCAUUUUUGUGAUAGCAAUUGUGAGGAAUGUGAUUGAUACAUCUCUUUUAGUCGCCCGACAAAUGUUAAAUAUAAGUGAACUUGGUAAAGCGGCUGGAGUCCACUAUCAUAAAGAGAGAGAAGAAAAACGCAACAGAAAAAUAAACCAAAAAUUACAGGAAGUUACAAAAAUAGAUAAGUCCAGCAAACAAGUGAUUGACCAGAAAACAUACAAACAAUAUAUUUUCGCUAAUAACCUUUCCACAUUUUAACAUAGCACACAGCACUUUUAAUAACCAACUUGUUGAAUUGCUUAAGCACAAUGAGUAUACCAGCAUUGGGUAAAAUGGAACAAACCAUUUGUAUGCUUGAACGUGGCACAAUUAUCACCAAAUUGUAUUCCAAGCAUCGUCCGGAACAACGGCGGCUGAUGUUAGUACGCGAAACGAGGCAGCUACUAUGGUUUUCGGUUAUGUCAGAUAAGCGUUCUGACUACGAGGGCUCACUUGAACUACGUGAAAUUCGUGAGAUACGUGUCGGUAAAUGCUCAAAAGAGUUCCGCAAUUGUGUUGAAGAUUCAAAACGUUUUGAGCCGGCAAAAUGCUUUGUAGUGUUGUAUGGCAGCUCAUUCAAACUAAAGACGUUCUCAGUAGUGGCACUUUCCGAACAAGAAGCAGAUAAUUGGGUAUGCGGUCUUCGUUACAUGGUGCAGGACACCGUAAACGCACCAUAUCCAUUACAAGUUGAACGUUGGUUACGACGCGAAUAUUAUGCUAUUGAAAAUUCAAGCGUACAAUCAUCCAAAGAUGGUGGUCAGGUGACAGUAAAAGACUUUAAAUGCUUUUUGGCAAGUAUUAGUUGCAAAAUGACCACCAGUAAACUAAUGGAAUGUUUUGCUGAAGAUGAUGUAAGACCUAAAAAUGAUUUACGCUUCGAUGAUUUCUCACGUUUGUAUAGAAAAUUACUGCUGCCAAAUAAUUUUCUUGAAGAAAUGUUUUAUAGUACACCAGGCACGUUUCCCUAUUCAAAAGAUAGUAAAACAGUCACUUUGCGUGAGUUUCAAAAUUUUCUAAUGCAAGAGCAACAUGAAAAUAUGGCGCGAGAUGAUACAUCGGUCCGUUCCCACGACAAUCGGAUCGACGUAAGCGGAACGGACCCGGAUAGUCAACAACAACAUGAUGCGUCGGUUUCAAAGUUUAUACGUGACUUUUUGCAGGAUGUAGAACGUGAUGUGAAAGAACCUUACUUUACAAUUAGCGAAUUUCUUGAUUACCUCUUUUCGAAACAAAACGAUCUCUGGGAUCGCAACUGUGAUCGCAUUUACAUGGACAUGAAACAACCGAUUUCUGCAUACUGGAUUGCAUCCUCACACAACACCUAUCUCACUGGCGAUCAAUUUUCCAGUGAGUCGUCAUGUGAAGCGUACGCACGCGCAUUACGUAUGGGCUGUCGGUGUAUUGAGCUUGACUGCUGGAAUGGCGCUGACAAUUUACCUUAUAUUUUCCAUGGACACACUAUGACAUCAAAAAUAAAAUUUAAAGAUGUUAUUAAGACAAUAAAGGAGCAUGCAUUUGUAACUUCCGAAUAUCCAGUGAUUUUAUCUAUCGAACAGAACUGUUCCCUAGAGCAGCAGCGUAAUAUGGCACAAGCACUUACUGAGGUUUUUGGUGACAUGCUGCUGACCCAACGUUGUGACCGCGCUGAAUCGCAACUGCCUUCACCGCACCAACUGCGUCGCAAAAUCAUACUUAAGCACAAAAAACUGCCAGAAUAUGAGGAUGGCUGUGCUGGUGGUCCGGGCAUAGUCGGUGGCGGCUCUGGCAUGUUAACAACCAGUGGUAGCAGAUCAUCAAUUAGUGGCGCUAACGGUGAUGAAAACGAAAAUAUGCGAAAUUUUCUUAAAGAGGGAAUGCUAUACUUUAAAGAUCCUGUUGACAAAGCCUGGAAUCUAUAUCAUUUCGUAUUAACACAACAGCAAUUAAUCUACUCGUCACACACGGACGGAAACAACGCUGCCGGCGCAGAUGACGAUGAUAAUGUGGCGACGCAAAAUGCAACUUUAGCGUUAAUGCCCAAAUCAAAAGAUAAUUUUGCGAAUGAAGAAUUGCACUUUGGUGAAAACUGGUUCCAUGGAAAAUUAGAAGGUGGCCGCCAGGAAGCCGAUCAACUACUAGAAUCGUACAAGCAUUUGGGCGAUGGCACAUUUUUGGUGCGGGAAUCGGACACAUUCGUUGGUGAUUACAGUUUGUCCUUCUGGCGUCGUAAUCGUCCAAAUCACUGUCGCAUUAAGUUGAAACGUGAAAAUGGAAAAAAGAAAUAUUAUUUAGUCGAUAAUUUCGUUUUCGAUUCACUUUAUGCACUAAUUGUGUACUAUCGCAAAAAUAUGCUGCGCAGCUCCGAGUUCUCAAUUACCUUAAGAGAGCCUGUGCCUCAACCGAAAAAGCAUGAAACACAAGAAUGGUUUCACCCGAACACAACCAAAGAGCAGGCAGAGCAAGUGCUCAUCAAACUGGAUGUGGGCUCAUUUUUAGUACGCCCAUCAGUACAAAGCACCAACGCAUUUGUCAUAUCAUUUACAAUAAAUCGCAAAAUUAAGCAUUGUCGCAUCAUGCAAGAGGGUCGCCUUUACGUCGUGGAUACCAUACAAUUCGAAUCGCUUGUAUCGCUAGUCAAUUAUUACAUGCGGAAUCCGUUAUAUCGUAAUGUUAAACUAAUGUAUCCGGUGUCACAAGAAUUAUUACGUCAGAAACUACUCGCCUGUCAAACAUCGCUGGAGCAUCAUCAUAAUGGUGGCGAUAUCAAUGAUGCCUCGAGCUAUAUGGAUCCCAGUCUGGAUGAUCGUGUUACAUGCAAAGCGCUCUACAGCUACAAAGCUAAUAAAUCAGAUGAACUUUCAUUUCCAAAACAUGCCAUCAUUACGAAUGUGCAGCGUAAUACGUCAAUGUGGUGGCGCGGUGAUUAUGGUGGCAUGGUGCAACGUCACUUUCCGGCAAACUAUGUGAAGGUAAUUGACUCUGCUAGCGAUGACUACAAUUCCUUUAGCGACGAAAAUAACUGUGAAAAUAUUUCACGUACCGAUUCGAUUGACAUACACGGCGCCAUUGUACACCUGUCCGAGUCUAGCGAACCGGGUAUAUUAUUUCAAUUGCAAAUUCAGACACCAACAAUGCAAAACUCCUUCAUCAUCGGUUUUGAUAACCAAGAAUUGGCUUACGAAUGGAUCAAAGCCAUACAAGAGGGUGCACUAAUCGCCAACCAGUUGGCCACCGAACGACGCAAAAAGGAACGUUCCGCACGUGUGGCCAAAGAAAUGUCCGAUUUAAUUAUUUACUUCCGCAGUGUGCCAUUCCGUGAACAUUCAUGGGUAUUCUACGAGAUGUCGAGUUUCCCUGAAACCAAAGCAGAAAAGCAAUUUCUACAACAGAACACUAUGCUCUUCCUACAAUAUCAUCGCAAUCAAAUCAGUCGUGUCUAUCCGAAGGGACAACGUUUGGAUUCAUCUAAUUUUAAUCCGGUACCCUUUUGGAAUGUCGGUUCACAAAUGAUUGCACUCAACUAUCAGACUGGCGACAAAGCCAUGCAGCUGAAUCAAGCUAAAUUCCGCGAUAACGGUAAUUGCGGUUAUCUGCUUAAGCCGAAAUUUAUGCAAAGCGACAGUUUCGAACCGAAUAAUAUGCUGGCGAUUGGCUCACACGAAGAGCGCUUUGUAACAAUACGUAUUAUAGCGGGGCGUCAUCUGUUUCGUGGCGGCAAAUCCAAUAAUCCGCUAGUCACUGUUGAAAUAUGUGGCGCCAGUUUUGACACGGGCAUUAAGCAUCGCACGAAGGUGAGUGAGAACGGUUUUAAUCCGUUCUGGAAUGAAAGCUGUAGCUUCACCGUGCGUAAUCCGGAUUUUGCGCUGCUGCGUUUUGAGGUGCAGGACGAAGAUAUGUUUGCCGAGACGCAUUUCAUAGCGCAAGCAUGCUAUCCGCUGAAUUGCAUACGCACGGGCUAUCGUAGUAUCACGCUGCGCAAUAAAUUCAGCGAGGAGCUGGAGUUGGCCUCGCUGCUGGUGCAUGUGGACAUUACCCAUGCCAGCACAAACGCCGCUAAUGAGCACACAGUGGUUGUGGACUUCUGAAAUGCUUGCUUUUAUAGAAAAUAUUUACUUACAUUCUACUUACAUAUGUGUGUAUGUGUUUGUUUUGUAGAUGUUUGUUAACAAGUGCCCUUAAUUUACCCAACGAACAAAUGCUACAUAUCUAUUUUUACACAAAUGAACAAAUUUAAUGUUUUAUAAGAAUUACUGAUAAAUUUAAUUUAAUUUCCUAAAGAAAAAAUGCUUAAUUGCACUCAAAAGGGAGAUUCAUUUUAAUAAUUGAAAACGUCAAACAAAUUUCUUUUUCUCCACAUUAAAUGUAUUUAUGUCUAAACUAUUUCUUUUAGUAUAGUUAAAGCACUGAAAAUUUCUUCCAUUAACUAAUUAUUGCAACUCAUAUAAAGACUUAACAUUUUACUAUGUAUCUACAUUCUAAGCAAAAUGUACUUUUUUAAACGUACGCAGCUCUAUAUUUCUAUGUAAUCCAGUUUAUUUACGUGUGCGUAUUAUUUACACGUGUUUUAGACAAAUAUACAAAAAUAAAUAUAUGUAUAUAUGUGCAUGUAUAAUAAUAUUAAAUUUGUGUUUUUGUUACUUUCGAAAAACUUUUCACACAAAUGUUUUAAAGUUAUAACCUCAAAAAAAUAUUUUUUUCAAUAAUACGAAAAAAAUGCAGAAAAAAAUGUGUGUUUAUGUAUGAAUAUAAUUAUUUUAAAUUU
Molecule: messenger RNA, 4866 nt
Organism: Bactrocera dorsalis (oriental fruit fly)
Lineage: Eukaryota; Metazoa; Arthropoda; Insecta; Diptera; Tephritidae
Gene: sl
Product: 1-phosphatidylinositol 4,5-bisphosphate phosphodiesterase gamma-1
Exons: 4
Coding region: 392-4189 (1265 amino acids)
Biological process (GO): positive regulation of epithelial cell migration; phosphatidylinositol-mediated signaling; phospholipid catabolic process
Molecular function (GO): phosphatidylinositol-4,5-bisphosphate phospholipase C activity; protein binding
Source: RefSeq, a predicted model, not a curated record